AGGGAGAUGACGGUGCUGUGUCCCUUGCUGCUCCCUGGCCUGAAGGGGUCCUCUGAAGCUCCCCAGAGUGUGGGGGCUGAGGAUAGCUGGCAGGAGCCAGCCAGGCAGUUAUUCUGCCAGGAUUGUGCCUUCAUGGGUGGGGCUGCUUUCGAGGACUGCAGUGGCACUGAGCUGCCUCCUCCGCUCCUGUGGCCAGGCUGCUGUGAGAACUCUUGGAGACCCUGUCCCAGGACUAGAACAGUCUGCCUUUCUGCACUGCCCAUGGGGUUUACAAGAUUGUUCACUUCAUCUUCCUCCAUCCUUAAGGGUGGGGGAGGGGGUUCAACCUACAAGGAAACUGAGGCACAGGUGACGAGUGAUGAGCCUGUCUGGUCAGGGUUCCAGCACGUCCUACUCAUGGUAGCAUAUCCCACCAUCCCAGCUACAUCCCACCCUUUUUCCCCCGGAGCCUCAGAGACAUCCUGUGAGGCCUGCUGUCUUAGGAGAAGAGAAACUUCCGCCCUAGGAAGGGAAGCAAUACACCAGGCCAGCCGGGAGACCAGGAGCUGAGCUGCCAUGGCCUACCACAGCUUCCUGGUGGAGCCCAUCAGCUGCCAUGCCUGGAACAAGCACCGCACACAGAUUGCCAUCUGCCCCAACAACCAUGAAGUGCACAUCUACGAGAAGAGUGGGGUCAGCUGGAGCAAGGUGCAUGAGCUCAAGGAGCACAACGGGCAGGUGACAGGCAUCGACUGGGCCCCUGAGAGUAACCGCAUCGUGACUUGUGGCACGGACCGAAACGCCUAUGUGUGGACGCUGAAAGGCAGCACGUGGAAGCCUACACUUGUCAUCCUUCGGAUCAACCGUGCCGCCCGCUGUGUGCGCUGGGCUCCCAAUGAGAACAAGUUUGCUGUGGGCAGCGGCUCCCGCGUCAUCUCCAUCUGCUAUUUUGAGCAGGAGAAUGACUGGUGGGUGUGUAAGCACAUCAAGAAGCCCAUCCGCUCCACCGUGCUCAGCCUGGACUGGCAUCCCAACAACGUGCUCCUGGCCGCUGGCGCCUGCGACUUCAAGUGCAGGAUCUUCUCAGCCUACAUCAAGGAGGUGGAGGAGAGGCCAGCCCCCACCCCCUGGGGCUCCAAGAUGCCCUUUGGGGAACUGAUGUUUGAGUCCAGCAGCAGCUGCGGCUGGGUGCACGGCGUGUGUUUCUCAGCCAGCGGCAGCCGAGUGGCCUGGGUCAGCCAUGACAGCACCGUGUGCCUUGCUGAUGCCGAGAAGAAGAUGGCCGUGGUGACCCUGGCCUCUGAGACGCUGCCGCUGCUGGCCCUCACCUUCAUCACUGAGAACAGUCUGGUGGCAGCGGGCCACGACUGCUUUCCUGUGCUGUUCACCUACGAUGGUGCUGCUGGGAAGCUCAGCUUCGGCGGGCGGCUGGAUGUGCCCAAGCAGAACUCUCAGCGCGGCCUCACAGCCCGGGAGCGUUUCCAGAACCUCGACAAGAAGGCGAGCUCAGAGGGCGGCAAAGCUGCAGGCACCGGCCUGGACUCGCUGCACAAGAACAGUGUCAGCCAGAUCUCCGUGCUCAGUGGGGGCAAGGCCAAGUGCUCGAAGUUCUGCACCACAGGCAUGGACGGCGGCAUGAGCAUCUGGGAUGUAAAGAGGUGUUUUUAUCACAUGCUCUCUACCCUUGAGCUUCAUCCCAGCUUUACGGGCAUCUGCUGCAAGGGUCUCUGGCUAAGACACAGCGAGAUACUUCCAGCCUACAGGAACACUUAUCCAUGCAUCAUCACCUAGAAGGCCAGGCAUGACCUGCAGAAGCACACUCCUAGGCCGCAGACAACACAGAGAGCAUCCUGAGCACCAGGGGACCUUGCCAUUCAGACCUCCAGCCUCCAUACCUCAUUACGAUCAUGCUACAGCAGGGACAGGGCAGUGCACCUCACCAUACAGCCCCCACCUUCCUCCAUCUUCCUGGAGAACCUCAUUUUAUGGCCACAAACUUGAACCUGGGCAGCAGCUGCAUGCAUGAUGGGCAGAAAGGGAGAAGAACACUGGCAAGAACUUUGGUUAAUUCCUGCUCCUCAGGGCCAAAGCUUCCAGGUCAGGGGAAGGUGCAGGUGCUGGUAGUUGUGGGAUCCUUCGUGGGGCUCCUGAACUCCAAUACUGUCAAGCCCAGGGUGGGUGUGGCAGAAGCAGCCCAGUCGGGCCACGAAAUCAUUUCGUCUGACCUCAGGCAAACCAUACCACCCCCACUCACACUCCUCCCCAGCCACCCAGUCACACCACCGUGCCCCUCAGAACCCAGACCUCUCAGGACCAUGCACAAAGGACACUAGUCCCAAAGUGCCCCUCUCAUGGGCAGAGGCAGGACAGGCUCCACGGGUUCCCUUUCACUGGCCUCAAUCUGUAGGCAGCACACUUGCUGGGAGUAAGCCUACUUCCCCACUGCCCACCCUGCCACACCAAGGAUGAAAUGAGCCAAGUCCAGCAAGAGUCAGUGCUGGGCAGCAGCUUCUAGGAGACUUCCCCCAGGACAGAAUUAGGCUGUCACCACCAGGGGCCACCUGGCGGCCAGGAAAGGGAGGCCCAGUGCUGCUCCAGCCUGGUGUGACAGACCAGUCCCCAGCCACAGUACCUGUGGCCUCUCCUCCCUGAUCCUGGGCCCAGUCCCUACACCCUGCAGUUGUGCCCAACAUAAGCUUCACUAUGUGCUGGGAACCUUGCUGGUGCACUCAGUGACACCAUGGGCAAAAAUGGCUCAGGCACAGGAGCCAAAGGAUGGAUUGCAAAACAAGGGUUACGAUAAUGUCAAGUUUAAUCUGCCAAAUAUACAAGUUGAAUUUGUGGAGCAUGUUUUGCCUGGGUGCUGCACAGUAGACAGAGGUUUCUUGAAAUGAUCAAUGGGUUGGGUUAAAAAUA
Messenger RNA from Heterocephalus glaber (naked mole-rat), 2895 nucleotides. NCBI's taxonomy places the organism in Eukaryota, Metazoa, Chordata, Mammalia, Rodentia, Bathyergidae. The record is from RefSeq and is a predicted model, not a curated record.